UAAGAACAACAGCAUAAAAUAAAAACUUACAAAACUUGAAUGUCACGAAGAAUGAAAAUGUUGCAAGUGCCGGCAGCAACAUUUUUAUUGCUGCUGCUGUUAGCGGCGACGGCAAACGCAACGGCAACAGCAGCGGCUGACAGUGACACAACAGCCAGCAGCAUCGCAGAGCGGCAAAUUGAUGGCAGUUUGAAGAAUGCCAAGCUGAUUGAGAGCAAAGUGCUGCCCGAUUUGGCUGGGCUGCAGUCCAAUCAGGAAGAUGACAAGUGGCAGCACAUUUACCGGUUUAUCAACGAUGGCUUUCCUGUUUUGGAACUCUACGGCUACAAGACAAAGACAGACACACCUUUUACAUUGAUAAUACCCAAAAUCGAUGUGCGCAGCAUUGAGAAGCCGCGCUUGAAGGAAUUCAUGUUGGAGCAUUUGGUGCCGGGCAAAGUCUUUGAUAGCUACAAUGCCCUUGCCAAUGGCAGAGAGGAGGAGGAGUCAUAUGGUAAUGGCAACGGACAUAAAAUCGUUUUUCGCAAAUUGGAAAAGUCCCAUAACAAUGUUUGGCUACUCAACGGACAGCAAAUACUCUACAAACUGCGUAUCAAUGAGCAAUUGAUGGUCAUUGGAAUUGAUGGCUAUUUGGGUGAUAGAAAAUCACCCUACUCCAAGCGCAACAUACAGGAAACGAACAACCGCUACAAUGACCCACAGCCGCUGGAAGAGCCAAACAUUACGAAUGCACAUGCCAAAGUGGAGCCCAUUAUUAAGGAAUCAAAGGCGAGUCCAUUGAUGUCAUUUCUGGCCAACAUGAAAACAGGCACAAAAGUGUUCCAGCACUUUCUAUCGAAAUCCAAUCUGACACGCAUUAUGGAUGAUAAUGCCUAUACGGUGCUUAUACCAUCGGACAAUGCCUUUCAGCGCUGGCAUCCCAUCGAUUGGGGCUUCUAUCCAUUCAGUGUGCCGGAGUUCACAGAGAGCGUAUUGCGUAAUCAUUUCCUGCCCAUGCAGCGGCCCCUACGCCUCUCCGACGUCAAGAACAUGGACCAAAUGGUCGUCCAUACAAUGGGUGGCGAGAAUGUCGUCUUCCAUGGCCAGCCCACGCCCACUGUGAAUAAUGUGAGCAUUAUGUCAGAUUAUACGCUAUCCAAUGGCAAUCAGGUGUUCAUUAUAUCCGAGGUGUUAUUUGUCUCCGAGGCUGUGGUUUCCAAAUUGCAUCAGAUGCACAAGGAUAAGGAGACACCACCGCUGUUGGCAUUCCCGUGGUUCGGCGCACAAUUUCUAUCGCACUCGUUUCUGGCCUUGGAACGUGAUUCGAGAUUCACGCAAAUUACAAGAUAUCUGAACAAUGCGGAAAUAGCGCCCCAUAUUUCCGGCGCAAAUUAUACGUUCUUCGUGCCUGAGGACAAAGCUUUCGAGAAAAUAGGAUUCGACAGACUCUCCGAUGAUGUUAUGGCCUCGCAGCGCGGUAUUAAGAUGUUACUAAACCACUUUGUGCGCGGACGUCUGUACAAUCGGGACUUGAGGGAUAAUGAGGUCUUCGAGACGAUUGGCGGUGGCCAUUUGAAGAUCACACGCAAUCCGGGCAGCAAUUAUACGAGCGUGAACAAUGCACAGAUUACGGAAAGCGAGGUGUUUGUCUACAAUCUGGGCACCAUGUACUACAUAGACGACAUACUCUAUUCGCAUAUGCUGCGCGAUCAUAUUACCAAAUCGACCAAAACGAGAUCGGAUCGAAAUGGCGGCGAGGCCGGCGGCGGCGGCGGAGGAUCACGGAGCACCAUACGACCCAGCGAUGUGGAGAUUGUGCCCAACGAAUUCGAGAGCGAGCACAAUGGCGGCGACUAUGCCAUCCAUGGCGACGACGAAGACUUUGAGGAUGAGAUUAUAACGCCAAAAGCGUUGCCCGUCCAAAUCUACGAAUUACCCAAAUAGAUUGAGUUCGAUUUGGAUCGAGUGCUGCGCUAAUUUGAAACAUAUAUAUACAUACAUAUAUCAUUUGAUCUGAGUGGGAUUUUUUGCUAUAACAUAUAUAUAUAUUUAUGUGGGUGUGUCGACGCACUGCGAGCGUUUUUGUAUAGUUCUCAGCUAAUUUUUUGUAACGUAUUUUUUGUGUCUAGUUAGUUUUUAGUUUUGUCUGUGUAAAUUUUAAGUUUAGCAUUGAAAACGAGGCGGUGAAACGAAGUAUACUACAACAGAAAUAAUAAAAGAAACAAGAAUGGCCACAACUAUAUAUAUAUAUAUACACUAUAUAUAUAUACCUAAUCCUAGAGAACUUGUCAGCAACUCCAAUGAAGCUUGUAGAACUACGUAGCGACAAAUUGCAAAACUAAACAAAAAAUACGAAAACUUAGAAACGGAAUUUAAACAAAAAUUAUUACAAAAUA
Messenger RNA from Drosophila navojoa, 2375 nucleotides. RefSeq lists its product as uncharacterized. NCBI's taxonomy places the organism in Eukaryota, Metazoa, Arthropoda, Insecta, Diptera, Drosophilidae. Gene Ontology annotation, cellular component: extracellular matrix. The record is from RefSeq and is a predicted model, not a curated record. Gene Ontology annotation, molecular function: cell adhesion molecule binding. Gene Ontology annotation, biological process: extracellular matrix organization; cell adhesion.